GUCAGCCAACACACAGGUGUCAUACAGGUGCUAGAAAUCAGAGGGAGAGAGCAGCUCUGGACGUCACAGUCUGCCCUGAUCAGGUGUUUUAAACAACAUUUAACAUUAUUGGUGUGACUAUCCUGCAACCACAUGGCAAAAAAGCUACAGCGAAAGUUAUCACUGGAUUUGCCACCAGACUUCAAUGAAAAGAAUGUGGAUGAAUUGUGUCAGCUCCUCCAAACAUUGCAAGACAAAUUUAAAGAAAAAGGAAUCAAUGGCGUCAAGCUGAAAAAUCUCACUGAUGCUGAACAGAGGGAAAUGGGCAUUAGUAUCAGUGAACGAUAUUUCAAAGAACCAGGCAAGGUGUUUAAUGAUCCCAUCCACGGGCAUGUGGAGUUACACCCACUUCUCGUCAGAAUCAUAGACACACCUCAGUUCCAGAGGCUACGAAACAUCAAGCAGCUCGGAGGGGCCUACUAUGUUUAUCCUGGAGCAUCCCACAACCGCUUUGAACACUCGAUUGGGGUGGCGUACUUAGCAGGAGAGUUUGCACAAGCUCUGAGAUCAAGGCAGCCUGAGCUUAACAUCACUGAUAAAGACAUCCUUUGUGUGCAAAUUGCAGGACUUUGCCAUGACCUGGGACAUGGGCCCUUUUCCCAUCUGUUUGAUCAAAUGUUCAUCCGCAAAGCACGUCCAGGUAAAAAGUGGGAGCAUGAGGAAGCUUCUCUAAAGAUGUUUGAAUACCUGCUGGAUAAAAAUGGCUUGAAGGACAUAAUGAAGGAGCAGUAUGGCCUGGAGGAUAAGGACCUGGUCUUCAUCAAAGAGAUGAUUGGAGGACCUCAGAACACUAAUGCAGCUCAAAGAGAGGAGUGGCCAUAUGAAGGUCGAGGACAGGACAAGUCCUUCCUCUAUGAAAUCGUGGCCAACAAAAGAAAUGGCAUUGAUGUGGACAAGUUUGACUACUUUGCCAGGGACUGCCACCACUUGGGCAUCCAGAACAAUUUUGACCAUCGACGCUUCUUCCUGUUUGCCAGAGUGUGUGAGGUGGAUGGGGUGAAACAAAUCUGCUCUAGAGACAAGGAGGUGCACAAUCUGUAUGACAUGUUCCAUGCAAGGAGCUGUCUCCACAGAAAAGCCUACCAGCACCCUGUGAACAAGAUCAUAGAGCACAUGAUUGUAGAUGCCUUCUUAAAAGUUGAUCCAUACAUACAGAUUGAAGGAAAGGAUAAGAAGAUGUAUAAUCUCUCCACCGCCAUUGAUGACAUGGAGGCCUACACCAAGCUGACAGAUCGAGUGUUUGAGGCAAUACUCAGUCCUCCUUCUGGAAUAUAUUUUUGCAGCCCACAGGAGAAAGAGAUGAUGCAAGUUGAAGAAAAACCAGAGGUGAUAGAGGCAAGAAAGACCCUUCAGGGUAUCAUGACUCGAGACUUCUAUAAGUAUAUGGGCAAAAUGUCACAGAAACAGAAACCAAAAAAGCAGGAGAUUGACCAGUGGAAAGAGGAAUUAGCUAAAGCCAUCCCUGAGCUGAAAGCAGAACAUUUUGAAGUUGUGGUCAGCCCUGUGGAUUAUGGAAAAAAAGAGAAAGACCCGAUCAGCAAAGUGUAUUUCUACAGCAAGACUGAGCAUGACAAACCAUUCAAGAUCCCCAAAGGGAAGGUGUCCAGGCUUCUCCCAGAGCAAUUUUCUGAGCACUUCAUCAGGAUUUACUCAAAGGAAAACAUAACUAAUCUGGAAGAUGCCAGGAACUGUGUUGAUCUGUGGUGCAAAGAAAAGGAGAUGAUUUGCCAGUGGAAAGAGGAAUUAGCUGAAGCCUUUCCUGAUGGAUUUACACCAGAGGACUUUAAAAUUGAGGUCAUUCAUGAUGCCAACAGCAAAGUGGAUUUCUACAUCAGGUCAAAGCCUGACGAACCACUCAAUGUCCCCAAGGACAGGGUGUCCUGGCUUAUCCCAGUGGACUUUCCUGAGCUCUCCAUUAGGGUUUACUUGGAGAAUAAUAAAACAAGUCUGGAGGCUGCCAAGGAUGCCAAGAGGCACAUUGACCUAUGGUGCACAAAAAAGAUGAUUCGCCAGUGGAAAGAGGAAUUAGCUGAAGCCAUUCCUGACAGGUUGACACCAGAGGACUUUGAAGUUGUGGUCACUGAUGAUACCAACAGCAAAGUGGUUUUCUACAGCAUGUCAAACCCUGACAAACCACUCAACAUCCACAAUGACGGGGUGUCCAGUCAUAUCACACAGCACUUUCCUAAGCUCCUUAUCAAGGUUUAUUUUAAGAAUGAUGAUGACACAACUCGGGAGGAUGCCAAGGAGCACUUUGAACUGUGGUGCAAAAAAAAGGAGAUAAUUCACCAGUGGAAAGAGGAAUUAGCUAAAGCCUUUCCUGAUGAGUUUACACCAGAGGACUUUGAAGUUGUGGUUAGUACUGUGGAUUCAAAGAAGAGAAAUGAGGAUGACAAAAGUCAAGUGUAUUUCUACAGCAAAACUGAGCCUCACAAAUCAUUCAACAUCCACAGAGACAAAGUCUCCUGGCUUAUCCCAGAGCACUUCUCUAAGCAUUUCAUCAGGGUUUACUUGAAGAAUAACAAAACCAGUCUGGAGGAUGUUAAGAAUCAAGUUAAUCAGUGGUGCAAAAGAAAAGGAGGGAAACCCUGAUGAAAAUGUGGAAGAUGUGGAAGAUGUAGCUCCAAACUGAAAAAAGCAAAUACUCUCUGGUUCUUGCAUUGGUUCUAUAUGAUUGAAAAUUAUUAAAAAUGAGAUGAGAGUAUAAAUGAGAGUGGGUUGUUACAUAUUAAGGUCCUGUACUCAGACUUUCUCAAGUGCUGCCCAAUAUUAUACACAUAUUUAUAUGUAUACAUCUUCAGCUUUGUUUUAGACUACUGUCUCCAUCUGCAGCUGUACAUGUCACAUUUUAAACUGAUUCACUCUUUUAUACCAUGUGUGUGCUAAAAGCACAUCUUCAUGACACAGCACGUUCCAGGGCUUUGUUUCAUUGGGCCGUCAGUUCUAUUUAUGCCUCUUCAUCUUUGCAUAACUGAGCUUUCAAAAGAGGUAACUCAAAUCUGCAAACAAAAGUACAACUGUGUGACUGUAAAGUAAUAAAGCUCUACCUACAUGUGUGAUGGAGUCUAACAUUUAAAGUGAACGUUUAAUUUGUGGUUUGGGAGAUUUUUUAAUAUUUAGUCGUAUUUGCUUUUAUUGUUAAUUGUCUGAGUUAACAUGGAAAUCUGAAUAGAUAUUACUUGAGUUUGAAUGAUUUUGAUCAGAGGUUGUUUUGGUGAUUGUUUUAUUUUACUGUAUCUUUGUUCAUUUACAACAUUUAUUGUUACUUAGUCACUUUCAUUUUUUAUUUGUUUUUGAAUCAGUUUUAUUGGUGACAUUUUAUUUCAACUUGUUUUGCUCUGAAUACAUAUACCUUUUGAAAUCAGCUCAAUCAAUGAGAAAUAAGAAUUCAAUAAUUAUGAUUAUGAUUACAUUAUAUAUAUAUAUAUAUAUAUAUAUAUAUAUAUAGUAUGUGUCUUUCUUCGAUGUAACCACCUCAUGAAAAUGGUUAAGGCAAAGUUUGGGUAUCAUGUUUUGCUCAUUGUGUGAAAAUUCAUUAUAUUUUUAGUAUGUAAUGGGACUGUAAAGGGAAACCUGCCUAAGGUUAAUAGAACCCUUCAAUUUUAAUCAUAUCAAGAUAGUCUGAUAAUAGAUUGUUUCUAUUCUAUUUGAAAUAAAUACCUAUUUGUUGUGUCUUUGUGCAGUUAAACUUGUCCAACACCAGAGGGAAUCAUAUACUUGUUUUCUGCAGUAGCCCAGGAAUGGAGACAGAGUUCAACUAUAGAAAUAACUUUAAUUGUUAUGACACAAUAUAUAAAGUAGUCCUGAAAUAAAUAUUUUCUCUUACCUUGAGCCACAGUAUUUUUUGGUAUUUUUAAUUUGUGCAAAAGAGGGACUUCAAGUAUAUGAAGACCCAAAAUGUACAAUAUUGCAUAAAUAAAAAAGAAAUUAGUGGCCACACAUAA
This is a messenger RNA of Lates calcarifer (barramundi perch), 3983 nucleotides long. Its product is annotated as deoxynucleoside triphosphate triphosphohydrolase SAMHD1-like. The coding region runs from base 133 to 2631 and encodes 832 amino acids. The record is from RefSeq and is a predicted model, not a curated record. Gene Ontology annotation, biological process: defense response to virus; dGTP catabolic process; regulation of innate immune response. NCBI's taxonomy places the organism in Eukaryota, Metazoa, Chordata, Actinopteri, Centropomidae. Gene Ontology annotation, molecular function: dGTPase activity. The transcript has 26 exons. Gene Ontology annotation, cellular component: nucleus.